Molecule: messenger RNA, 900 nt
Organism: Angiostrongylus costaricensis
Lineage: Eukaryota; Metazoa; Nematoda; Chromadorea; Rhabditida; Metastrongylidae
Source: the annotation of a GenBank genome assembly
AUGUCGGGGUUUUCGGAGGCUGCUAUGCGCGAACGUCUAAGUAAACUGAGACCUCAACAGGACUGUAUUAAUACCCUUUCAAUGUGGUUGAUGCACCAUCAUCGACAUACCGAUGAGAUUGUCCAGAUAUGGCUGAAGGAGGUGAGAAAAGAGACGAAUUCUUCGCAAAUCGUCAAUUUGCUGUACAUUGCCAAUGACGUUAUCCAGAACAGUCGUAAAAAGAAUCCUGAAAUGAUGGCGAAAUUCUUCACCGUUCUGGAACCAGCAUUCCGACACGCCGCAAAGAUUUCUGGGCCAGAGCUUGAUAAAGCAAUGAUCAAAACCCUGAACGUAUGGAGGGACCGACAGAUUUACAACGAGGAUCAGUUGGGAAUCCUGGACGCUGUGGUGAAACGAAGGAAGUCUACUGGUAGUAACAACCUAACUUCGCACCACUCACAUGUUCACGCUCCUCACGUUCCCGAGCUUUUUCCAACAUCAGUCACAGCUCCCGCUCCGCCUCCUGAAUAUGAUUCAGAGUCCGUUAGCACAAAUGUAACGGAGGUAUUGGAAUCCUUACGUAAACUUGAUUAUCCACCCAGCGCGGAUGCUGAAGUUAGACACAAGAUUGCAUCUUACUCUGAAAUGAUUGCCACGCCACAAUCGCUCGACACAAUUAGGAACAGUGCAGAGGCGAGGAAGUUGUUAUCGGAAAUUGCUGAAGCCGAACCACUUGUGAAAGAAUACUGUCAAAGGUUGGCCGAUGAAAUGUUAGAGCGCAGAAAUUUGCAAAAACUUUUUGACGAUAUGAUUGUCAACGUUCGAGCAACUGUCGACCUUCAUGAAAGAUUGCUGAAGGAGGUAAAGAAGAAAGAAGAGCGUGCACGCAGUGAUCUUUGUGAGGUGAGACUGCCUAACUAA